AUGUCCGAUUAUAAAAAUAAAUUUGGAAAAGGAAUUCCGUUUCGUGAAGGGAAUCCAAUUCAACUUUUAAAAUACAUCAAGAAUGAAAGAAACCCUAGCGAAUACGGAAAAAUUGUAUUUAACGACGAAGCCUUAGAUAUUAUUAAAUCUAUAGAAGAACCCAUUUGUGUAAUUGCCGUUGUGGGUUCAUAUCGUAGAGGGAAAUCAUGGUUCGCGAAUUUAUUACUCGGUAGACAUAAUGGAUUUCUUUUAGGUUCGACAGUAGAUGGAUGUACUCAGGGAAUUUAUAUGUGGGAUCAACCAUUCUACCAUGAAGGAAAAAGGAUUAUCGUAUUAGAUUGUGAGGGGAUCGACGAUCCCAAACAGAAUCAACAAUGGGCGAUUAGAUUAUUCGUAUUAUGUUUAACGAUUUCUUCAACAUUCAUUUAUAAUUUAAAUGGUGUUGUUGGUAGGGACGACAUUGGGAAGUUAUUUUUGAUGUCUCACCUUACAAAAUAUAUUCGACCACCUCCCGAUUAUGAAUUUUUACCCAGAAUGGUGGUGUUACUUAGGGAUUUCAUGUUACAAAAUCCCGAUGAUUUUAGGGAGUACUUUUUGGAUAGGUUGGGUCACGUUAAUGAAGAGGCUGCUGAAGGGAUUAAAAAACAUUUCUCUCACUUUGACGUGUUUGCUCUGCCGAUGCCGGCUGCAGAACGUACUCAAUUACAAAACUUGGAUAAGGUAUCAACGUCAGAUUUACAACCGGAAUUCGUCGUGGAAGUUACUAGUUCGGUUAAUAAGAUUCUAUCUACCUCGGUACCAAAGUAUAUCGGAUCAUCUACCAUGUCAGGGGUAUCAUUCACGAAAUUCCUUCAAGAGUGCGUCAGUAAAUUAAAUGAUACAUCCGAAUCUUCAAAUUUUCAUUUAUCGAUACCGGAUGAAUACGAAUCGAUUAUCGAAUACGUUGCUCAAAAAGCCAUCGAUGAAUGUGUUAAAAUGUACGUAACGAGUAUGAAAUGCAUAUUACGAUCCGGGAAGGAUAAUAACCUUGAUGAUGACUUUGAAAAUGUGCAGCAUGUCGAAGUAUUUAAUUGGACCGACUUUCAUGAAGUUCACUUAAAUGUUUUUAAUCAAGUUGAAACAGAAUUUUUUAAAAGGAUUAUCGGAGAUGAAACUCAGAUAAAGAAUUUUGAGAGCGAUUUAAAUAAUAAGAUCAAAAAAGAAUUUGAAAUUUUUCAUAAAAUAAAUUCCGAAUCUUUAUAUGAGUAUAAUUUAGAAUUGGCUAAAGGAUUAUGGGAUAGAAACGUAAAGGUUGGUCUUGACAAAGAUAAUAUCUUUGAGUCCCAAGAAGAUUUCGAUAAUGCGAUUGCAGUUUUUGAGAGAGAGGUAUUAGAUACCUUAUUAGAUUGUCCAGAAACGGAAAAGAUAAUGGCAAGAUUUAAAUCUCAGGAAUAUCAAGAUGCAAUUACGAUACUAAAAUCGAUCGGAAUUCUCAAAGGUGAAUUGGCGGAUCAAAUCAAAUCAAUGCAAGAAACUGAACAACGAUACUUGGAAUGUGCUGCUGAGGAAAACGAAUUACAAAUUAAAUUUGAUAAAUUGAAAUCUGAACAUGAACAAGUUGAACGACAACUUAGAAAUAAAAUUCAAGAAUUAGAUGAAAAUAUUGAACGUCAAAAUGUUACAAACAUUGAUUUAUUACAAAAAAUUCAGGAUAAUCGUGAAGAAUCUCUAACGAUGUUAUUAAGUGAAAAGGAAACAGAAUUGGAAAUGAUAAAGAAAAGAAUCGAUGAGAUUAGACGAAGCAGAGAACAUUGGAUAAGGCUUAUUCAAACUUUUACACCUAUACUUCAAAUAGGAUUUAAAAUUGUUAGUUCUAUCUUCUUGGCUAAAUAUAAUUUUUAG
Molecule: messenger RNA, 1881 nt
Organism: Funneliformis geosporum
Lineage: Eukaryota; Fungi; Glomeromycota; Glomeromycetes; Glomerales; Glomeraceae
Source: the annotation of a GenBank genome assembly